CCUCCAUUGAUGAUUUGAAACUCCGUUUGAAUUCGCACGGAUUGUUCCCUGUUUUUUUCCAAACCAACCUUUUGGUCUUCCCCCAUUUCCGUCAUCGACAUAUCAAAAACGAGAGACUCGCAGACCAAAGCAAUUCUUCAUCUGCACCAUUCGAACCUACGUUAAUCGAUCUAUUUUUUUUUCUUUUUUUGUGGGCAGCAAAUUGACACCUACGUAACUGUAAAUCCUCUGAGAUAGUCUUUGCAUAGUGGAAUUUUUUUUUACUCAUCUUGUUGUCUCUUUCUUCUUUCUUCUUCCUUCCCUUAGUAUCCCUAGCUUCAUACCACCUCAUUAGCUGUUAUUUGGAUUUUUCUUUUACAUUCUUUUCCUUUCUUCCAUGCAGACCGAAGCUUCCACGGGAUACAACUUGCCCGGCGUUCUUCACUUUCUACAGGCGGAAUGGCGUCGGUUCGAACGCGAACGUAAUGAAUGGGCCAUCGAACGAACAGAAUUAAAGUUGCGUAUCGAGUAUUUGGAAGGCGAACGACGAGGUACGGAAAACUUCAAAUAUGAUCUGAUGAAACGGGUCAAGAUGCUCGAGUAUGCACUACGACAAGAAAGAAAGCGACAUUUGGAAACCAACAAAGAGACAUCCAACCAAGAUUCUCCGAACACACCUUUAUCGCCCGUCAUUCGCGAUGCAGAAAAACCUCAAAGUAGCACAGUAUCAACGACUAAUCCAUCAUCUCAACCCAAGCAUUCCAUUGACCACAAGUCACGCGAAAGAGCACGGCAAAUGCUUAAAUCAUGCUUACAAGAGAUCAAUUAUUUAACAUCGAUGCCCGAGAAACUCCCCCGGACGAACGCUUUUGCUAAUGCAACACGAUCAGAUAUACCGCCGCGAUCUUGGGGAUACGGACCCAACCCAUCUUUUAAAUCCGAUUCUUCGGUUUCCUCACCUGUCACUGCCAACCGAUCAUCGCAGUCUCAAAAGCUUUCAUCGACCUCCGAUGAACGAAACCAAUUUCCUUCAUUCGCUACUCCUUCCUCUAUUGCGUCCAACCAUUUGCAUGCCAAAGUCGCGGCAGGUGGCACUGUGCGUGCUAAUAUCUCACCUGUUCUCAAUACCCCAAUUCAGUUAUCUCAUCCAAAACGAAUCCCUCCUAUGCUCAUGAAUGCCGACAACAGAUCGUUACCGACAGACGAACAACAACCUCCUUCGCCACCCCCUCUCCAAGAUGAAAACGUUCCUGUUCCGGAAAAUGUCGAUGAAGUAGCCAUGUUCAAUCAUGCGAUGGAAGAGGCCAAACAAGGUAGUGCUACCGAAUCAAUGCAAGUCGAUAAUUUUUCACCCGAAGAGCUGGCCAGGCAUAUUCAAGAGAAAUAUAACCUUUCGGAAGACAAAGCGCGAAAGAUGCUCGAGAGUGUAAAUAAAUCCACCAUGUCGAACGGCUCUACUUCUUCCAAGGCCCAGGAAGUGCUGUCAUUUGAAGACAUUGACCCUAGCUCGCUGGACACUACUCAACCUCAAACAAAAUUCUGGAAAACCAAAAUGACCAUCAAAGGACACCUCGAUUCUGUGCGUGCGGUGUGUUUCCAUCCACAAAAUAUGAUUCUGGCUUCGGGAUCCGAUGACGGUACUGUCCGCGUUCAUAAUUUGCAGCAAUGUAUGGGCAGAGACAACGAUAGUCUGAAAAAGGGAGCUGUUGAAGAAGCUGAAACCAUGAUCACAUACCGUGGCCACAGCCAUGUGAUCACUUCGAUUGCUAUUUCUGCAGAGCAGAACCGACUCUAUUCAGCAAGCUUAGAUUCAACGAUUCGGGCGUGGCGUCUGCCUCCUGCGGGUCACGGUCUUUUCCCGUCUGUAGACCCUUCAAUGAACAUUGCUACAUUUGUGGGUCACACGGAUGCUAUUUGGGACAUCAAAUUAUUCCCCGUCGAUCGCACAAAUACCUCCCUCCUUGUUUCUGCUUCGGCGGAUGGUACAGCGAAAAUAUGGGAUACCAAAGAAAGCGGUCAUCUAUUGAAAAGUUCUAUAAAUUAUGAUGGGAUCAUGACGGGCGAUACUGGUUCUGUGAGUCAAGAUGGGAAGCCUUCACCGACUUCCAUUGAUUUCUGCCAUACGGAUUUGACAAAAAUGGUCGUCAGUUAUUCCAAUGCCAAGAUCCACCUUAUUGAUAUCGAAACAGGAAAAGUCAUUCUGACGUUGAACCAGAGUGACGAAAUGUAUGAUGGUACCAUUAAAACGCAGAUCAAUCGUGUUAUUGCUCAUCCCACGAUGAAUUGGGUCGUGUCAGGACACGAAGAUAAGCAAAUUAAAAUUUUCGAUAUCAAAUCAGGCGAAUGUUCUUUCACAAUGACAGCACACCUUGACGCGGUAACAAGUUUAGAUAUCGAUUCAAGCGGCAUGCAACUGGUGUCAGGCGGUCAUGAUCAAUCGAUACGGUUGUGGGAUCUAACCAUGUCCAAAUCAUGUGUACAAGAGUUUAAUGCGCACCGUAAGAAAGGAGACGAAGGUGUACUGGACGUACAGUAUCACCGUUGUUUGCCAUGGAUGGUGAGCGGUGGCGCCGACGGUAUUGUGAAAGUCUACCAUCGCAACCAUUAAACUAUCGCCCCACAACCUAUGAUACCAUUUUGUCUCGUCAUUUUCUUUCUUAUUCGCUUAUAACCUUUUUCUUUAUGCACAUACGCUUUACUAGUAUUAUUAUUUUGUCUUCAUAUUUAAACAGAUGGCCUUUUGUCCCUCUUUGUGUCUCUUCAGAAACGUAAUAAUUGUGCAUGCUAUAUCAAUCUAUACGAGUCAUAUGUCUGCUCUCGUGACCUCGAUACCGUACUGAAUGCAUUCGCGAUCACAUGUUCCAUUGUAAUUUUCGAACCACAGUUUCUUUUUUUUGUCCAUGCACAUAUAAAUAGGCCAUCUCUUGCUGCCACCAAAAGCUUGAGCUUUUGAUCC
Molecule: messenger RNA, 2935 nt
Organism: Radiomyces spectabilis
Lineage: Eukaryota; Fungi; Mucoromycota; Mucoromycetes; Mucorales; Radiomycetaceae
Product: WD40-repeat-containing domain protein
Exons: 15
Coding region: 377-2587 (736 amino acids)
Molecular function (GO): protein binding
Source: RefSeq, a predicted model, not a curated record